AUGCUGGGUAUAGCAAGCUUUAUCCACCGGGCUCUAAAUGCCGCUCUCCAUUUCUUGAAGCUAGUCCAAAAUCGUGAAGUGGGCUGGCAAACAGUGGACCGGAAGACUGGAACAUACAUACGCGAACAACAGACAAUAUGGAAGAAGCUCAAGCUCCUGCUGUUGUUUAACCCGGUUACGGAAUGGAUUGACCGAACCCAUCUUCUGCGCCUUUGGACACACGAGAAAAAUCUGACUGCAGGACGUCGAGAGGGUGAACCGAAGUCGCAUCGGCAGAUUAAGGGUUUCAUUGAAUUUUAUGGAAUUGACAUGUCUCAAUUCGAGCCCUCUGAUCCUGAAAGCUACCCUACAUUCGAGGAUUUCUUCAUUCGCAAGCAUCGCAAGGGCACGAGACCCAUAUACGCCGAAACGGAUCCAUCCAAAGCUGUCGUGGCAGCCGACUCCCGAGUGGUAGUAUAUCCGACUGUUGAGAAAGCCAGGGCAUUGUGGAUCAAAGGCAGCGACUUCACGAUUGCAAACUUGAUUAAGGACGACCACCUCGCAGAUGUAUGGGAGAAUGGUGCCGUUGCAAGUUUCCGCCUUAGCCCGCAAGACUACCACCGGUACCAUUCGCCAGUUGAGGGGAAAGUGAAGUGGUACAAACAAAUUCCAGGAGAUUAUUUUCAAGUCGACCCGGUGGCUCUGCAUAGCUCCGUGAACAUUUUGACCGAAAAUGCGAGGUCUUGCGUCUGCAUUGAAAGUGAGGCCUUCGGCAAUGUUCUCUUUGUAGCAAUUGGGGCUACAGAUGUCGGAACGGUGAAGAUCCACGAUGAACUACAAACGAACGGCCACCAUGUCAAAAAGGGCGAGGAAAUUGGCCUAUUUCAGUUCGGCGGCUCUAGCAUACUGGUCGCAUUCGAGAAAGGGCGCAUUCAAUUCGACGAUGACUUGGAAAGCCUCAGUUGUCAGCAGAUCAUGACUGAUGUUGAAGUUGGUCAAAGCCUAGGCCAAGCGUCUAAACCCUUGGCAUCAACUUCACACAAGUAG
Messenger RNA from Penicillium griseofulvum, 1026 nucleotides. Its product is annotated as putative phosphatidylserine decarboxylase. Gene Ontology annotation, biological process: phospholipid biosynthetic process. The transcript has 3 exons. The record is from RefSeq and is a predicted model, not a curated record. The coding region runs from base 1 to 1026 and encodes 341 amino acids. Lineage: Eukaryota; Fungi; Ascomycota; Eurotiomycetes; Eurotiales; Aspergillaceae. Gene Ontology annotation, molecular function: phosphatidylserine decarboxylase activity.